Molecule: messenger RNA, 687 nt
Organism: Durusdinium trenchii
Lineage: Eukaryota; Dinophyceae; Suessiales; Symbiodiniaceae
Source: the annotation of a GenBank genome assembly
AUGGAGGAGACAGCUCGUAGAGCUCGGGCUGCAGCCCAAAUCUUGUCCGGCGCACCCGAGGCCACCCGGAAUCGGGCUUUGGAGGCCUUUAAGAAGCACCUCUUGGCGCAACGCGUCCAGAUCGAAGAGGCCAAUAGUCAGGACAAGGCCGAUGCUGAGGCAGCUGUAAAAGCUGGCAAGCUCUCCAACUCGCUGUUCAAGCGUUUGGACGUCAGUGGCAGCAAGUUUGACACGUUGCUCAAAGGUAUCGACGAGAUCAUCAACUUGCCGGACCCAAUUGGACAGGUCACCUAUGCCAAUCAAGUCUCCGAGGGCCUGGACCUCUACCGACUCACAUGCCCCAUCGGCGUGCUCCUGAUCAUCUUCGAAGCGCGCCCCGAUGCGGCUGUGCAGAUCGCAUCACUGGCCUUGAAGUCAGGCAACGCCUUGCUGCUGAAAGGCGGCAAAGAGGCCCAGCGUUCCAACGCGGCACUGGUGGCCGCGAUGGCGGCCGCGCUGAAGGAUGUGCAGCUGCCCACGGACUGUAUCCAAGGUGUUGACACCCGCACUGAAGUCUCAGAGCUUUUGAAGCAGGACAAGUACAUCGACUUGGUGAUCCCGCGUGGCUCCAACGAGCUCGUUCGCUCCAUCAAGGACGCCUCCCGCAUCCCGGUCCUGGGACAUGCCGAUGGCAUUUGCGCCGUCUAC